Messenger RNA from Ailuropoda melanoleuca (giant panda), 3350 nucleotides. Its product is annotated as endoplasmic reticulum aminopeptidase 1. The record is from RefSeq and is a predicted model, not a curated record. Bases 110 to 1795 code for a protein of 561 amino acids. Lineage: Eukaryota; Metazoa; Chordata; Mammalia; Carnivora; Ursidae. The transcript has 11 exons. Gene Ontology annotation, molecular function: metalloaminopeptidase activity; zinc ion binding; peptide binding. Gene Ontology annotation, cellular component: cytoplasm; membrane. Gene Ontology annotation, biological process: proteolysis; peptide catabolic process.
CUGCCCGGCCUCCACUUUCACUUUCUGUUCCGGGGUAGGGGAGGCCGGAGGCAGCGGCGCGAGGGUGAGUCGGUUCCGUCGCGGACCCCCAGGUAGUUUGAGCAAGAAGAUGAUAUCUCUGUCCAUCAAAUGGCCACUGGCAACCAUGCUGUUUCUACUGUCCUCGCUGUUGAUUCUCUUAACUGUGUCAACUCGUUCCUGGUGUCAGAGCAGUGACACUAUGUCUCCAAAAGCUAGUAAUGGGACUCCAUUCCCUUGGGAGAAAAUGCGGCUUCCUGAGCACAUCAUCCCAGUUCAUUAUGAUCUCCUGAUCCAUGCAAAUCUCACCACUCUGACUUUCGAGGGAACCACGGAAAUCGAAAUCACAGCCAGCCAGCCUACUAGUACCAUCAUCCUGCACAGUCACCGCCUGCAAAUAUCUAAGGCCACCCUCAAGAAGAGAGGCAGAGAGAGGCUGUCUGCAGAACCAUUGACCGUCCUGGAAUACCCGGCUCAUGAGCAAAUCGCACUUCUGGCCCCCGAGCCUCUGGUUGUUGGGCUCCCGUACGUCAUUGUCAUCGACUACGCUGGCCAUCUUUCUGAGCACUUACAAGGAUUUUAUAAAAGCACCUACAGAACAAAGGAAGGCGAAGUGAGAGUACUUGCAUCAACACACUUUGAACCCACUGCAGCGAGAAUGGCGUUUCCCUGCUUUGAUGAACCCGCCUUCAAAGCGAAUUUUUCAGUCAAGAUCAGAAGGGAGCCAAGACACCUCGCCAUCUCCAAUAUGCCACUGGUUAAGUCUGUGACUGUCGCCGAAGGACUCCUCGAAGACCAUUUUGCUGUCACUGUGAAGAUGAGCACCUACCUGGUGGCCUUCAUUAUCUCAGACUUUAAGUCUAUUAGCAAGAUGACCAAGAGCGGAGUCAAGGUUUCCAUAUAUGCUGUGGCUGACAAGAUACAUCAGGCGGAUUAUGCCCUGGAUACCGCAGUGACUCUUCUAGAAUUUUACGAGGAUUAUUUCAGGAUUCCAUAUCCCUUACCCAAACAAGAUCUUGCUGCCAUUCCUGACUUUGAGAGUGGUGCUAUGGAAAACUGGGGACUGACCACAUACAGAGAAUCUAUUCUCUUGUUUGACGCUGAGAAGUCGUCUGCGUCGGAUAAGCUUGGCAUUACGAUGACGGUGUCGCAUGAACUCGCCCACCAGUGGUUUGGGAACCUCGUCACCAUGGAAUGGUGGAAUGAUCUUUGGUUAAACGAGGGAUUUGCCAAGUUUAUGGAGUUUGUGUCCGUCAGUGUGACUCAUCCUGAACUGAAAGUUGAAGAUUAUUUCCUCGGCAAGUGUUUUGACGUGAUGGAGCUGGAUGCGUUAAAUUCGUCACACCCUGUGUCCACAGCUGUGGAGAAUCCUGCUCAGAUUCGCGAGAUGUUUGAUGAGGUUUCUUAUAAAAAGGGAGCUUGUAUUCUGAAUAUGCUAAGGGAUUAUCUCAGUGCCGAAGCAUUUAAAAGCGGUAUUGUACGUUAUCUCCAGAAGUACAGCUACAAAAACACGAGGAAUGAGGACCUGUGGAAUAGUAUGGCAAGUAUUUGCCCUACAGAUGACUCACAGAGCAUGGAAGGCUUUUGCUCCAGGGAUCCACAUUCAUCUUCAGCCUCACACUGGCGGCAGGAAGGCCUUGACGUAAAAACCAUGAUGAACACGUGGACGCUGCAGAAAGGCUUUCCCCUGAUAACCGUCACGGUGAGAGGGAGGAACGUACACGUGAGGCAGGAGCUCUACAGGAAAGGACCCGAGGACACCUCAGAAACUGGGUAAAGUUCAGAGCGGAACACUUGGGUUGUUCCCUUGGUAACACCUGCCUGCGCGAUGAAACUUUUUUUUCAGACUCUCGCCUUGACUGUUGAAGUAUUUCGAUUAAAUCUCUGUAUCCCACGAAGUCGACUUACACGCCACCAUCUUCCCAAGAGGGGAAAUGUGGGUUUAAACCUUGGCUCAUCUCCGUAAAGCUGGUAAUAGAUCAUUAUUUUAAAUUUCUCCUGUUCUGUAGUUUGAUGGGAUGGUAAUUCCAGUUCCUGACUAGAAACAAGCUCUAAACUAAGCAACUGCCACCAAAUGCCGAUAGCGCCUGGCAGUUGGGUUGGAGCUGAGGACAUAAACAUUCAGGUGAUGUCUGGGGCUUACGAGAGACUCGGUGGUUUUUUGGAAGUCUAUGUUCGAUCCUGGAAUCUGUUCAUCGGCUUUAACACUUCAGAAGGACAUCUCUGGAAAGGAGAGCGUGCACCUUGACUGACUCUAGAUGGGCAGUACUUAGAAAAAAAUUAUUUUGAAAUAAUUGCAGACUUACAGAGAAGUUGAAAGAAGAGCACAGAGAAUUCUCAUGCAUUCUUUACCCAGAUACACAUACAUGUUAACGCUUUACCACAUUUGCUUUAUCAUUCUCUCUCCCUCCCUUCUCUCCUCUGUCUCUUUACAUAUAACCUAAAAUAUGUACAUAAAACCUAAAAUAGAACCUAUGUCUAAUCCAAAAUAUCAGUUAAAAAUACGCUCUUUGUCUUAUUGUAUACUCUCUGCAUAGCAUAUAUAUAUUAUUAAAGUAUAAUGACAGUACCCUAUUUCAGAUACACAUCAUACUGAUUGAAUAUAUUUAUACAUUGCAAAAUACCAAUGGUAAGUCUUAUUACCGUCUGUCACUAAAGUUAUUACAAUAUUACUGACUGCAUUCCUUAUGCUGUACAUUACAUCCUGUGACUUAUUUCAAACUGGAAGUUUGCAUCUCUUAAUCUCCUUUACCUAUUUUACCCCCCCGUACCACCUCCCAUAACCAACGGUUUCCAUUAUUUAUGAGUCUGUUUUUAGUUUUUCAGAUUACACAUGAAGACAAAUACCAUAUGAUUUCACCUAUAUCUGUAGGACUUAAUUCAUGAAAGCGUAGUAUCCUUUAGGUCCAUCUCUGUUGUUGCAAAUGGGAAGAUUUCAUUCUUUUUUAUGACUAGUCCUCCAUUGUGUAUGUACAUAUGUGUAUAUAUCCUUUUUUUAUCCAUUUAUUAGUGGUCGCUUAGGUUGCUUCCAUAUCUUGCUAUAGGUCAACUAUGCUGCAGUGAGCAUACAGGUGCCUGUGUAUCUUCUCAGAUGGGGGUUUUCAUUUUCUUUGAAUAAAUACCCAGGAGUAGAAUUGCUGGAUCAUAGUUUUAAUUUUUUUAGCAACCUGCUUACUAUUGAUGAUAGUGACGGCCCCAGUUCACACUCUCACCAUCAGGAAAAUGGAGCCUCCCAUUUCCUCAGCAUUCUUACCUAUAUUUGUCAUUUGUUUUUAUUACUUCAUUUUCUUUUCAUCAUAACGGUACUCUUGAAUCCCCAUCACCUAUUUCAC